UUUUCAUUCAACCAAAACGAAGAUCAACAAACGUUGUUUUAAAAGCACGUGCAUUUUUCACAAAUCAGUCUGAGUUUGCAUAAAAAUUAAUACUCUCGUUUGCUAAAUAGAUACUGAUAAUUUAUACUAAACUAUUUAGACAGCGUUUGAUAUUCGUAAAUUUUUUGGUAUUAUUUUGAGAAUGAAAGCGGACAAGCAAGUAGACCCUGCCACGGCCAUGCCCCCCUCGGCCAUGUCUGCCUUUUCUUAUGUCCCCCCUAAGAGACAGUACCCCAAAGAGAUCUCCUAUUACAACUACAAGAAAGAACCCAAAGAAGUGUUCUCGUAUGAUCGCAUCUUCCAUCAGCCUAAAGGGUACAACCAGAAGCUGCACAGAGACGACAGGGAACAUGCCAAACACGAAGGACUCGACAUUCACAAGGAGGAGAGUAGCAAAGUUGUUCCCACUAAAGUGGCCUCAAUCUAUGGUCACAACCUGGACAGGGCCAUGGACCCCAAUACGAGGGAACAUGUCCGAAUAGCCCAUGUGGAGAACACCUUCUACAGCAACAAGUACAUUCCGGACCUAGCCGAGAAAGAUCUCCAGCUGGUGCGCCUCGAAGCCAAAAUAUAAACAAUUUGUCUUCAUUGAGGACUAUUUUUUGUUGUAAACCGGAAGAACGAGUAACUUUCAUGCCAAAGAAAUGACUAAUUGACUGAAAGUUAAAAGUUACAUUAGCUAUCACUAUUUACAAUUCAAAUUCAGAAAGAAA
This is a messenger RNA of Symsagittifera roscoffensis, 752 nucleotides long. RefSeq names its product cilia- and flagella-associated protein 90-like. The transcript is spliced from 3 exons. Lineage: Eukaryota; Metazoa; Xenacoelomorpha; Acoela; Convolutidae. The record is from RefSeq and is a predicted model, not a curated record. Bases 182 to 613 code for a protein of 143 amino acids.